Messenger RNA from Plasmopara halstedii, 1353 nucleotides. RefSeq names its product zinc finger family protein. NCBI's taxonomy places the organism in Eukaryota, Oomycota, Peronosporomycetes, Peronosporales, Peronosporaceae. Gene Ontology annotation, cellular component: nucleus. Gene Ontology annotation, molecular function: protein binding. The transcript is spliced from 5 exons. The coding region runs from base 1 to 1353 and encodes 450 amino acids. The record is from RefSeq and is a predicted model, not a curated record.
AUGCGCAUUGUGAGUGACCGCGAUCUUGACACGCUGGACAACAUUCCAGGGGACUUUGGCCGUCGUAUUGAGACACAAACUAAUCUGGCUGCUGGUGAUUUAGUUCUUAAAUCUUCGGCAAGUGCCAUUGUGCUUUCGCCCGAAUUUUGGAGCUCUCGUUGUCACAAGUGCUUCGCUUCAGACGUUCGUCUUAGCUUCUGUGGUCGCUGUCGCACGGCUUUCUACUGUUCUAAGAGUUGCCAACAAGCAGACUGGGUGCGGGAUCAUCGCAAGGAAUGUAAACGUCUAGCACAGUUGAUGCAGCUUGGACUAAGAAGCGAUCAGGUGGCACAAGUGCUUCUCUUAGGACGCGUUUUGAGGUGUAAUAUGAGUGAAGGAGUGCUGCCAUCGGAACUUGUAUGGUAUGAAGAAGACAUGGACGACCACGAAUUGCUUUUACUAGCAGCAUUAACACAAAAGAUUAAUUUAGUGGAUGACUCGUUUUCGAUGGAUGAAAUGGUGCGCAUGUUUAGUCGGUUCCGCAAUAACAAUUUCUCCAUUUGCGAUGAUUUAUUACUGGAAGUUGGUGUCGGCUGUUACCCACUCGCGGCAAUGAUUAAUCAUAGCUGUGAUCCAAACUGUGUUGUCACAUUUGAUUCCAAGACGCUUGAAUUAGAAGUUCGAGCAAUGAAGUUUAUUCAGUCUGGCGAGGAGAUUACACAGACUUACGUCGAUGUUGCGCUGCCACGGCGCGAAAGACACCAGCGUCUGCAAAAAAAGUAUCAUUUUACUUGCCGAUGUCCGCGCUGCACGCUCCAGCUUCAGGAGGCUGGAAGCCUCGAUGCUUUUCUCGAUGCUGAUAUUAAUGGCAUUCCGCAGGAUGGAUGGACAAAGCAACGCCAAAAAGAGGUUGAGCAGGCACUUCAAGAAGUCAGCGAUGCCACUAAUGGUGUUGGUAUCGAUACAGACGUCGCUACACAACAGCAACAAUGUAUUAAUGCUCUGAAGCAGCUGGCAGAACGGCAAAGUACGCUCCUUCAUCGAAAUAAUACUGCGCGAUUGCAGACCCUUUCAGCGCUUUUUAGUGCUCAUAUGGAACGGGGAAGCUUCGAGGAAGCCAUUGGAUACGGAGAACGUAUACUGAAAUUUUAUCGACGUGUCUAUAAUUCGAACCAUCCAAUGACGGGACUUCACUUGUUUACUUUGGGUGAUCUGUAUGGCCAACAAGUACAGUUGGGAAUGAGAACAGCUGAAAGUAAGACGAAAGGAGCGGCGUAUUUGGCAGAAGCACAGCGUAUCUUGUGUAUCACACAUGGCAAAAAUCAUCGAUUUGUGAAAAUGCUUGCAGAUCGAUUGAAGAAUUUGUCGCCGUGA